Molecule: messenger RNA, 816 nt
Organism: Triticum turgidum subsp. durum (durum wheat)
Lineage: Eukaryota; Viridiplantae; Streptophyta; Magnoliopsida; Poales; Poaceae
Source: the annotation of a GenBank genome assembly
AUGUUGCAGACAGACACAGGUAGUAGUGAAGUACCAGAGCUACAGCUCGGCGAGGCCAUGAAGAGCUCUUCAGUUGCACCAAGCCUGAAACAGGAGCAAGGAGAUGCUAGCAAACUGCAGGAAGGUGUCCUCAACAACCUUGAGCUUAGGCUUGGCAUCUCUUCAGACAAUGGCCUGAGUAGUGGUGGUGGUGGUGCUACUACUCCAUGGCUUGGUGUUGGAGUGCACCCUUGGAGCCUGUCCGCCAGGCAAGACAAGGCGGCCCUGGAACAACCUCAGGAGAGGCCUAAUGAGUGUCCUGCCCACAGAGAAGAUCGCCCUCAACUGGUCGGAUGGCCACCGGUGCGCACAUUCCGCAAGAACCUGUCCGCCACAUCCACAAGGCCUGCAUAUUCUGAAGACCUGAGUAAAGUGGAACACUGCUAUGAAGAAGAAGACCAUGGAAACAUAAACACUGGAGUUGCAGUACAAGAGAGGCCGGCCAUGUUCGUGAAGGUGAACCUGGAAGGGUACGCCGUUGGGAGAAAGAUUGACCUGAAUGCACACCGCGGCUACGGUUCGCUGUCUGGUGCUCUGCAGAGCAUGUUCCAUGGCUUCUUGUCAGAUGGCCACGGGAGGAUUGCAACCAGAGGGGGUGAAGAGCAGCUGGAAUAUCACAAGGGCAAGGGCACGAUGAAGAACUACAUCCUUCUGUACGAGGACAACGAGGGCGACCGCAUGCUCGUCGGCGACGUUCCAUGGGAGCUGUUCGUCGCUUCGGUAAAGAGGCUCUACAUUGCCAGGGACCCUAGAGCUGACAAAAGCAAUAAGAAGUAG